GUAAAACAUGGCUUCGCCUGAGUUGUCAAAUUUUUUUUUCGACAAGUUAUGAUUUUUAAUAGGCCUAUUGAAAUUAAUCAGUAGAUCUAGGAACCGGUUUUGCAAGUGCAAUACCAAUAUGAGCUAGUAUUACCAGGAGUGUAAAAUACUGUUGAGAGUCGUUAUUAUGUACAGUACUGAAUACUACAUGUACAUGUAUCAACAUCAGAUCCUGUAAUAUAUUAAGACGAGUGUGUGUAGUAGACCUGACCUACAUGUACAUACAUGUUGAUACUAUAGGAUAUAUAUAUAUAUAUGUACAUGUUUUUAAUUACCUGUUUAUUAACAUUUUAACUUUUUAUAUUUGAAUUCUACCAGUCAGAUGAAAAAAUGAGAAUUUCACCUCUACUCCAGCUUAUUGUCUUCUUAAUGACAGUAGAACACAUAAGUCUGUAUAGGCGUAAGUUCCGUAGAGCACAUCUUGAAGCAAAGAAAUUGAACAUGUUUAAAUCAAAUGGUAAAUCAGCCAUCAUCAAUGCAUUUUCACCCCAACAAAUACAUAUUUCCUAUGGCAAGAGUCCAGCGGAUAUUGUUAUUUUAUGGGCUACACGAAUUAAGGAACCAAAAAUGGAAGUUCAGUAUAAUGCAGAUCCACGCAUGAAGUACAUUAGUGUUGUUGGUGAACAAAUUGAGUUUGCAAAUGCUGGUGUAAAAAGUGCAAAAUUUUGGCACAGAGCAUACAUAACAAAUUUGAAACCAGGAGAAAAGUAUUUUUAUAGAAUAUUCAGUAAACAGAAUGGUGCUAUUAGUGAGGUUUCUUAUUUUACAGUUCCUCCAACUAAAGUCAAUGUUGUUCAUUCUUAUAUGGUUUUAGCUGAUAUGGGAACUCGGACAAUCAAUCUACCUUUCAUUGUUCAAGAAGCUAUAAAUAAGCGGUAUACAGCUGUCUUUCAUAUUGGUGACAUUGCUUACGAUCUACAACACGAAAAAGGUUUGGUCGGGGAUAAAUAUCUAAACAGUAUUCAACCAAUGGCAUCUAAAAUACCUUACAUGGUAUCCCCUGGAGAUCAUGAAUUAGGGUCAGACUUUCAGGAAUAUUGUACAAGGUUUUCUAUGCCUAAUUUAGGAUGGCCAAUGAAGGCUGACAAAUUGUGGUAUAGUUUCGAUGUAGGAGCAGCACAUUUCAUCUCAUUAAAUACUGAAGUCUUCUUUUCUCACAAGAAAAGAAAGAAUCCCCAGCUGGAAUGGCUGAAAAAAGACCUACAAACUGUAAAUAGUAAACGUAAUAAUCGACCAUGGGUAAUUGUUCUAGGACACAGACCACUGUACAGUUCUUGUGAUAACAGAAAAGACUGUUUAAAUGAAACAGCUACAAUGCAAAAGGAACUUGAGGAUUUGUUCUUUCGAAAUGGUGUUGAUUUGUAUAUUGGUGGACAUUAUCAUAAUUAUGAACGAUCGUGGCCAGUGUAUAAACAGAAGGUCAUCUUCAGCCAUUAUAAGAAUCCUAAAGCACCAGUCUAUAUUACUGUUGGUACAUUAGGCUCCAUAUAUCUAAAUGAAAAAAUAAAUAAACCGAAUGGUGUUUGGUCUGCCAAGAGAAUUUCAGAUGGCAUUGAAAAUUACGGAACCUUAGAUGUUAUCAAUGCAACUCAUUUAAAAUGGAGAGUUUUUGCUGCUCAAAAUAAUAAGAAACUUGAUCUUGUAUGGAUAAUUCAACACCAUCCAAGACGCUUUGGUGAUCCAAAAGAAUACCUUACUUUUAAACAAAAACCUCCAAGAGCCCCAUUACCGCCCGAACCUAAUCUUGAAUACAAGAAACAUGAUGAAAAAUAUAUGUACUUUAGAUCUUAUAGACCUAAUUUUCAUCGAAAGGGUAUGUUGUAUAAAGAAGCUGGUCUUAUUAUUGCUCUUAUGACUGUGUGUAGUUUUGCAGUACUUCUUUGUGUGUUUUACAAAAAAUUGUGGCGGAGAGCGCGAUUCUAGUUUAGAGUGAUAAAAAAAGUAUAGUGUCAAUAAAUUUAUAAAAUAAACAAUACAUUCCUAAUAAUCAAGAUAUCAAGUUUGUAAAAUUCUUUUAAAAUUUUAUUUUUAAAGACGUAUAUUUACCAAUUAGGUAAUGUUUCAAACAUCUGACAAUUCUCAUCAUAUUCACAUAAUAAAUAUAUGUGAGUGUAAAAUGUUGUGCUUUAGACUGUGCACUAAUGACCCCAUGAAACUUUCUUGAAUGAGCAAUUCAAAUAUUCAUUAAAAAAAAAGAAAAAAUAGAUAUACCAAACAAGUUUCAUUACCGGAUUAUAAAAAAGGGACCAUGCUCUUCAACUUCCCAAUUGUUAGCCAUCUCAAUUUAGAUCACUCCUUAUGAAAAUGAACUUACAGAUAUGAAUUUGUCCAUAGCCUUAACUUUCAAUUAUCUAGUUUCUUUUUUCUGAAGGUGAUGAUGGGAAAAGGGCGUUUUACACCAAUCUAUAAAUUAUGUGAUUGAAUAUGGCCACAAGUGUAACUGAGAUGAUAAACUUUGUACAUAUGUAACAUAAGGUGCUAUUAUUAACGAUAAGUUUGUUAAAGUAUUCAGCUUUUAAUUAGAAUGGUUAUCAGUCAUGUUUUAUAAUCGGUUUACUUCUGUUUGAAUCUUAAAUAAUGCAUUGUCUACUUGGCUUGAAAUUUAACAUGUCAGAAAAUGACACAAUUUAUAUUACAUAUUUUUUAUUAUUAACAUUCUAUAAACAUCCUUGCCUUUAUUUUUGAUAGUAACGUAAUACAUGAUUUUUGGAAUGCCGAUGUGAUAUAAAACUUGUGACUUGUAAAUCUUUGGAGCCAGAUGUGUAAGUACAUAUAGGUUACUGACCUGAUGAUGUGAUUCAAGUCAUUCGAACAUCAAAGUUUGUUUAUUGAGCAAACCGACAGCUAUGUAUCUCAGGUCUUAAGUGUUCAAUCUUCUUGAAGUCCUCCAUGUUGGUCAGUAACCUUUACUUGUUGUUUGUCAUGUUUUUUAACUAUUCAUUUCAUAUAAUUGUUAUUAUUAUCUCUCAUGUUAAUUGAAUUAGAUUUUCACUGUUAGAUCAUCUUGUUAUAAGACUAGUAAGCUAAUACACAUUUGUAUUUAUUUUAAAUACACACCAGUAUUAUGGGAAAAGAAACAUUUAUUGCUGAUAAUAGUUUAUUUUAUCAUGGCCUUGUUUUAUUGUUUAAAAUUGUGUCUUUUCUCUACUUUUGGAUCACACCCACUGUAAAUGACUGUCUGCCUCUUUUUGCAAAGUUAUGACUUAGAGGGGAUGCCCCUUAGACUUGGGAACAGGUAGUCAGUGCACAGGAACUUGGUUGAUGUUUGCCAACCAAUUUUUACAAGUUGUCGGCAAAGAGUAUAUUUUGUCAACCCACAUUUCUCAAGAGACCUGUUUGAUGGGUGUACUCAUCCCAUCCAUUCUUCAAAAUAGAAUAGUCUCGGGCAAUGAACCCAUACCACAUGUACAGCCAUGUAUAUACAACCAGCAGGAGUACAUGUAGAUAUCUCUAGUUACCGGUAGUAUGUAUAAUCCUGCAUGUGUACUAGAAAAUUACUCUAGGAUUCAGCAAAUUCCCAAGGACAAGGGUAGAGUCACCUCUUACCCCAUUUAGAAUUUAAGGUCUGUGAACUGACUCAAAAUAUAGUUCAGGUGCCACUGGAGGGAAUGUUACUAUUUAACGGUAAUUAUGAAUAAUACAUGACAUUCUAAAUAGACAUUAUCACAUUAAUCACGAAAUUGAUUGCUUUCACUAUUAUAUCAUUUACUAGUAAUAACCGUAGAGACUCUUUUUUUUAAUUGAAAAUACUCAAUGUUCCAGUAUGAGUGCAUAUUUGAAUUAAAAACCUCUGUACAUUGGUAAUGGUUUGCUGUAUGACCAAACAUGCUCACUUUAAUUGGAGUGAAAAUACAGAACAUAUUACAAAAUCAAAAUUUAUUGUUAAAUAAAGAUUGUAAAGAGCCAUUUUCUUACUGUAUCAACUGGAUUUGGAUAAGUGAUUCCUGAUACCAGAUACCAUUUGUGAUUUUACAGACAUUAUAUAUAUAUUAAUGUUAAACUUGCUCUGCAGGAUUUGUUGAUAAUGAAUUUAGUGCUAAAGCAGACUGGUACCUGGUAGGCACAUUAGGGGAAAAACAAGCCCAAAUAUACGCAAGAACAUUUGUUACAUCCUAUAGGAGGUGAAUAAGGCAAUCUCUAGAUCUUUUGGUAUAGUUUUGAUACCGAAGAAGCAUGUGUCAAAUUUUGAUUCUCAAAUUAAUUAGCUUAGACAAUGUAAUGUAAAUUCAAUAUGUAAAUUGAGAAUAGUUUCUAUUAUUUGCCUUUCAUGUUUAUUGGAUAUGUUUUUCAUAGGCCUGCAUUCUUACAUUUUUACUAGUGUUAGACCUGCUUGUUUAUUUAAUUGUUUCCUUCCGUCCAUCCAUCACGAUCUUUGAAACACAAUAAAUAUGUCUUGUGAACAGAUUUUGAUAAACUUCAUUAUCAUAGUCAGUUCAUACUUAUUUAUUUAAUUAGCCUACUGAAAUCUGAUUGGUUGAUAAACAGUUCCCACAUGCACAAUUCUAUGCAUUCUGCAGUGCUGGUGUUUCUAAUGAAAGAACUUUGCUAGAACUUAGAAUAUAUUUGAUUAUACAUUCAUGGUCACAGUCACUCACCAAAGUUAGCCUGCUGAAAUUUCUUUGAAGUCAAAAAAGUGAAUUAACUUACUGCAACCUGAUUGUUUGAUACCUUAACUGAUAUGACUGUAAGUUGACACAGUGAUUUUGAUAAAACUUAAAAUAAUCCUUUGUUGAAUAUGAUUGUAACAGUCUCCCACAUGUAUAUAAUAAGUACACUCAUACUGCCAUCUGAUUGGUUCAUAUCAACUAAACUAUGAACAUAUCUCCAUAAUAAGUGUGUGUAUGGUGUAUUUACUGUAAUUUAUUGGAACCACUGGAUUUGUUUGACUGGAAACCAUUCAAUUUUAAGAUGUUCACAUAUUCUAUUUUAGAGAAUAUUGUCACUCCUAUCCAUUUGUCUGCCCACAUUGACUGUAGAUACUUUAUUGGUCAGUGUUUUAGAAAUUUGUUUAGUUAUUUUAUAAGAAGAAUAUGGGAAUUCUGAGUUGCCAUGUUAAACCCUGUGUUGUCAAAACCAUGUUCAGAUUCACUUUUCAUUCAAAACUUGUAGACAUGAUCCAUGUCAGUGUUUUAAAAGAAUAUAUAUUUUCGUACAUGUAGAGGUUGUUUGAAUAGAUCUAUCAUAGUAGUAGUAGUAGUACACAUUUUUUAAAAACAAUAAUGUUUUCAUUUUAUCCUAUUUUAAGGAUCUGUCUUGAACGGUAAACCUCUUACUUCUUCCACUUAAUCACAGCAUAAUUCACCCUUUUCAUGGUUAGUGUGGAUGACAUAGGUGCUAGUUGCUUAUCAAUAUCACAUCUGUGGCAUAAUUUGUUCGGUAGGCUAAUAUAAAAAAUUUUAUUGAAAAUAUCUUUUAUAUGUGUGUAUUAUAUGGUUUAAAACUGGUUUCUGACUUGGCACAAUAUUAUUUCACUUCUUUGAAAUUUACUUAGCAAAGUUGUUAUUUUAUAAAAUAUAGCCUAAGCUAUUAUUAUAUAUGAUGACUUUGGAAAUAAAUUGUUAAAUAACUUCAUUUAUCACCCAAUAAUACAUUCUACAGUAGAUAUUGCUUGUGUGAUAUAUUUCAUAAUCUACUGCGAUUCGCUUUACAUGAAUUUGAUUGGUCAGUUGAAAAGGAACUACUUUUUUUUAUUUUCAAAGAACAGUUCAUUUCUUAUUAACAGUAACUUUUUUUAAAUUAAAAAUGAUUUAUUGUUAUUCAAUUGACCUUGAUGGAAACACUGGGUCAAUAUAAAGGACUUUGCAAUGGUUGAAUUGCUGUCAAAAAAUGAUGUAUCACUACGCCGUAAUGUUCAGUAAAAGUGAAAUCUACAGCAAAGAAUUAUACUUAUCUAUUUGUGCAUGUAAGAAGGGAUUGGGUGAUAAAUAAAAUCUCCUACUCGCCUUUUUUUUGAUAUAAAAAAAGACUGGUAGGAGAUUCUCUAUAUGUAUCUGAAAAACUGUUUCUGUAAUAAGACAUGUACCUAUGUAUAUUUAGUUGUAUUAUGCUGGGUUUACACUGUGAACUUUUUAUCAGAAAGUUGAAAAAGUUAACUUACUUGCAAACUUGACACAAAUAUGACUGGGUAGAGUUCAAUUUUUUUUAUUAGAAAUGAGUUCAAUUUUGUAUUAGAAAUGAGUUCAAUUUUGUAUUAGAAAUGAGUUCAAUUUUGUAUUAGAAAUGAGUUCAAUUUUGUAUUAGAAAUGAUUGUAAGUUGUUUUAGAGUAGCUUACAUUCCUACUGAUUUCUUUGAUAAUACAGUAUCAAUCAAGUAAACAUAGGCUCCCUACUCCAUCUUGGUAUAAGACUGAUGGGGUUUUAUAACUUUUGUAGCCUUUAAUGAGAUAAGAUCAGUUGAUAGCUGACAAUGUUCAGAAUAAUGUAUUUGUGAUACUAGACCUUGUGACUUUCAUCAGAUCAUAACCAAUCCAGUCCAAUUGUCUGCUUAAGUUAUUUAUGUUUUCAAGACAUUCAAAAUAGAACACAUUUUAUUUCUGCAGCUGUUCUGGCUUGGCUUAUAAGUUAGUUAAGAAAUUGGAUAGUCUACUGACAGUGUCACAGAUCGUAGCAUACAAAUGGAUCUGUUGAAAGUGUUGUUACCUGUACCUGGUAGUUGACUUUAAAAGGCUUGAAUAGUAGCUAACAUUUUAAUAGUUUAUAUAUACUGUACAUAAAAUCAAAUACAUAACCUUUGAGCAGGACAUGAAUAUUGUUUUAGUUUAAAAUAAAUUUAUCUGA
This is a messenger RNA of Patella vulgata (common limpet), 6816 nucleotides long. RefSeq names its product acid phosphatase type 7. NCBI's taxonomy places the organism in Eukaryota, Metazoa, Mollusca, Gastropoda, Patellidae. The record is from RefSeq and is a predicted model, not a curated record. The transcript has 2 exons. The coding region runs from base 370 to 1962 and encodes 530 amino acids. Gene Ontology annotation, molecular function: metal ion binding; acid phosphatase activity.